Messenger RNA from Arachis ipaensis, 1047 nucleotides. Lineage: Eukaryota; Viridiplantae; Streptophyta; Magnoliopsida; Fabales; Fabaceae. The record is from RefSeq and is a predicted model, not a curated record.
AUGCAAAACAAAGAGGCGAUACACGAGGUUGAUAAACGAUUUGCUCGGUGGCUUUUGGAUUGUAAAAUUCCAUUUAAUGCUGUGAUGUCGCCAUAUUUCCAAGAUAUGUUGGAUGGUGUUGCUGGUAUUGGACCUGGUUACAAGGGGCCUUCUUAUGAUAAGUUAAGGGUUCAUUUGUUGGCUGAUCUUAAAAGAGAAAGUCAAAUGCUAGUUGAUAGUUAUAGGAGUGCAUGGAAGGAAACUGGAUGUACUACCCUCAUGGCUGAUGGUUGGACAGAUCAAAGACAAAGAACGUUAAUCAAUUUCUUGGUGUAUUGUUCUAAAGGUUUGUGCUUUGUGAAAUCAGUAGAUGCUUCCAGUAUGGUAAAAAAUGCUUCACACUUGUGUAAUUUGUUUUCUGAGGUGAUUGAAUGGAUUGACCCAAAUAAUAUUGUGCAUGUUGUGACCGACAAUGCGGCCAAUUAUGUUGCUGCUGGUAGGCUUAUCAAUAGAAAAUAUGAUAAUAUCUAUUGGUCACCAUGUGCUGCUCAUUGCCUUAAUCUUAUUUUAAAUGAUAUAAGCAGCAUGGCGCAAAUUUCUAACCUUGCAACUCGUACUUCAAAGAUCACAGUAUUUGUAUACAAUCAUACGAUCAUCUUUGUCUGUAAAAAGGAGUUGCAACAAUUGGUUGUAGAUUCAAUUUUCACUGAUCACAAAUUAGGAAGGAGUGCUACUGAUAGAGUUGUGAGUGCUAUUAUUCUGGACUGCAAAUUUUGGGACGAUUGCUUUACUGUAUGUAAACUUGUGGGCCCUCUGAUUUACUUGCUGAGGGUUGUUGAUGCUGAUGACAAACCAUCUUUGGGAUAUGUUUAUAAAGGAAUGCUAAGGGCAAAAGAUGCAAUUAAGGAGAUGUUUAGGCAAUCCAAGACUGCAUAUCAGCCGUACACGGAUAUUAUCAACUCAAGAUGGGACAAGCAUUUGAAGAAAGAUCUUCAUGCAGCAGCUUACUUCCUGAAUCCUAAAUUCUUUUUUAAUGAAAAUUAUAAAGAAGCACCUGAUGUUAUGUGA